Molecule: messenger RNA, 1020 nt
Organism: Neltuma alba
Lineage: Eukaryota; Viridiplantae; Streptophyta; Magnoliopsida; Fabales; Fabaceae
Exons: 2
Coding region: 1-1020 (339 amino acids)
Source: RefSeq, a predicted model, not a curated record
AUGGUUGAUGAUAAAAAGAGGAAGACAACUCCUCCUCCUUUUACACAGAUGCCGCCACUUCCCUUUCCUCAAAGGUUUAGGAAGAAAGAUAAAGAUGUCCAGCUCAAGAAAUUUAUGGACAUGUUUAAGCAAUUACACAUCAACAUCCCAUUUACUGAAGUAUUAGAGCAAAUGCCUAAGUAUUCUAAGUUUCUCAAGGACAUUCUCUCCAAGAAGAAGAGAUUUGGUGAAUUUGAAACAGUAGCCCUUACUGAAGAUUAUAGUGCCAUCUUGCAGAGAAAACUUCUACUCAAAUUGAGAGAUCUAAGUAGUUUUUAUAUUCUACACAACAUAGGCAAACACUUCAAUAGAAAAGCUCUAUGCAAUUUGGGAGCAAGUGUUAACCUAAUGCCUCUAGCUAUUUUCAAUUGGUUAAAUUUGAGUGAAGUAAGGCCAACAACUGUUACAUUGCUCUUUGCUGACAGAAGUAUCUCACAUCUAAAAGGGAUUAUAGAAGAUGUCUUGGUGAAGGUAGAUAAAUUCAUAUUCCCAGCUGAUUUUAUUGUGUUAAACUGUGAGGUAGAUUGGAACAUCCCUAUUAUUUUAGGACGGCUAUUCUUAGCUACUAUAAGAACUCUUAUUGACGUGGAAAAGGGUGAGAUCACCAUGCAAGUAAAUGAUGAGAAGGAGUUGAGUAACUCUUUGAUCGAAGAUCCCUUGGAAGCAUUGCUGAUUGGAGAAACGAGUAGUAUUGAUGGAAAGGUUGAAGUGAAUGUAGAAAUGAUGAGUAUUGAAGCAUUUCCUUAUAAAAAAGGUAAGACUUUUGAGCCUCUUGAUAUAACUAGUGCUUUAAUCUCUCCACUAAAGCCUUCUGUUGAUGAAUCGCUGGUAUUGGAGUUGAAGACUUUACCUUCGCAUCUCGAGUAUGCCUACUUGGUUAGUUCUACUACAUUACCUGUGAUUGUUUCUUCUCAGUUAUCCACAUUGCAAGAGGAGAAACUAUUAAGGGUCUUGAGAAACCACAAGAAAGCUAUUGGGUAG